AUGAUGACAACAUUUCUUAAUUCUGACGCGGCAUGUCGUGUAACUGCUCAAGAAAUCAUAAAAAUCUUGCAAACAGAUGCUAAAUUAGGUUUAAAUGAAAAUGAAAUUCAAACUCGACAGAAAUACUAUGGCCAUAAUGAUUUUGAAGUAGACGAUGAUGAACCAAUAUGGAAGAAAUAUUUAGGACAAUUUAAAGAGCCCAUGAUAUUGCUGUUGCUUGCAUCAGCAUGCAUUUCAUUGCUGAUGAGACAAUAUGAUGAUGCUUUAUCUAUAACUAUAGCUAUUAUUAUUGUUGUUACAGUUGCUUUUAUACAAGAAAAUCGAGCUGAAAAAGAAAUCGAAGCAUUGAGAAGACUUGUACCGCCGAAAUGCGUUUGCAUACGAGAAGGAAGAAGUCAACAAAUUUUUGCUAGAGAAUUAGUACCAGGUGAUUUAUGUAUUUUGGAAAGUGGUGAUCGUAUACCCGCUGACUUACGUCUAACUGAAGCAAAUGAUAUGUCCAUCGACGAAUCGUCAUUCACUGGCGAAGUAAAACCAUCAAAUAAAAUAAUUGACUCUAUUUCGUUUGGUUCAAGACAAACAUCGAUUAGUGAUAGAAGAAAUAUUGCAUUCAUGGGUACACAUGUACUUACUGGAAAUGCAAAAGGUAUUGUGAUAUGUACAGGUGAGAAUUCAGAAUUUGGAAAAGUAUUUCAAAUGAUGCAACAACAAGAAGCACCUAAAACACCGUUACAAAAGAGUAUGGAUGCCUUAGGAAAACAGCUGUCAUUUUAUUCAUUAAGUAUUAUUGGUUUUAUUGUUAUUGUGGGAUGGCUACAAGGUAGACAUCUUCUGGAAAUGUUCACCAUCGGUGUCAGUUUGGCAGUAGCAGCUAUUCCUGAAGGUUUACCAAUUGUAGUAACAGUAACAUUGGCACUUGGUGUUCAACGCAUGGCAAAACGAGAAGCAAUCGUUAAAAAAUUACCGAUCGUCGAAACACUCGGCUGCGUAACAGUGGUAUGUUCAGAUAAAACGGGGACUCUAACAAAAAAUGAAAUGACUGUAACGAAUAUUUUAACAUCUGAUGGAGAUUCUGCCGAGGUUACGGGUUCAGGCUAUGAUGGACAAGGUGAUGUUAUAUGUGGUCAUGAACGAGCUACUUACGAUUCGCAUCCUCUUAUAUCAAAAAUAGUCGAAAUUGGCGCUGUUUGUAAUAAUGCUGAAAUAAUCAAUUCUCAACUUCGUGGUCAACCAACUGAAGGUGCCCUACUGGUUGUUGCUAUGAAAAUGAAUAUUCCUCAUCUUCGUGAACAGUUUCAUCGUGAACGUGAAUGGCCAUUUUCACACGAAAAUAAAUGGAUGGCUGUACAAUGUACACCAAAAUAUAAUCCAAAUGAAAUACGUUUAUAUGUCAAAGGAGCAAUUGAACAAGUAUUAAAAUUAGCUAAACGAUAUCUGCAUCAAGGAGCAGCUGUACCAUUGACAGAUGACAAUAUUCGAGGUUUUGUCGCGGAUUCCAAUCAAAUGGCAGCCAAAGGACUAAGAAUUUUGGCUAUGGCAACAGGAACCUCUCUUGACGAUUUGACAUACGUUGGUAUGGUUGGCAUUAUUGAUCCGGAGCGUCCAAAAGUUGAACAAGCAAUCUCACAAUUAAAAGUCGGCGGUGUUAUUGUUAAAAUGAUAACAGGAGAUGCUGAGAAAACAGCAAAAGCCAUAGCGUCUCGUCUAAAGAUUUAUAGCAGUGAUGAUUUAUCUCUAUCUGGUGAAGAUCUUGAUCAUAUGAAUGCAGUUGAACUUCGUGAUGCCGUUUUACAUGCAUCCGUUUUCUAUCGUGUUAGUCCAAAACAUAAACUAACCAUUGUUAAAGCAUUACAAGCUCAAGGACAUAUUGUUAGUAUGACAGGAGACGGUGUUAAUGAUGCAGUUGCACUUAAAGCAGCUGAUAUUGGCAUCGCUAUGGGACAAACAGGUACUGACGUGUGUAAGGAAGCAGCUGAUAUGAUUCUUGUCAAAGAUGAUUUCUAUACGAUUAUGGCAGCGAUCGAAGAAGGAAAAGCUAUAUUUCAUAAUAUAAAAAAUUUUGUUCGAUUUCAAUUGAGCACGAGUAUUGCUGCGUUGAGUUUAAUAACGCUUUCAACAGUUUUUCAUUUUCCUAAUCCAUUGAAUGCAAUGCAAAUUCUUUGGAUUAAUAUUAUUAUGGAUGGGCCACCAGCUCAAAGUCUUGGCGUUGAACCAGUUGAUCAUGACGUAUUAAAAAAGCCGCCACGAAAAGUGACGGAUUCAAUGAUUGAUAAAAAUUUAAUUGUACAUAUAUUAACUAGUGCUAUUGUAAUUGUUUUUGGAACUUUAUGUGUUUUCUAUGCCGAAAUGAGAGAUGGAAAAGUAACGCCUCGAGAUACAACUAUGACAUUUACAUGUUUUGUCUUUUUUGACAUGUUUAAUGCGCUCAGCUGUCGAUCUCAAACGAAAUUCAUUUUUGAAAUUGGUCUUUGUUCAAAUCGGUAUUUUGUUGUUGCAGUACUUCUUUCUAUUAUUGGCCAGUUAGCUGUCAUUUAUUUACCACCAUUACAAUUUGUAUUUCAAACGGAAGCUCUUAGUGCUGCAGAUUUAUUCUAUCUGACGUGUUUAACAUCAUCUGUAUUUUUUGUUAAUGAAUUUCGGAAAUUAAUCUCGAGAAUAAUCCUUAAACGUCAACUCAAUCAUAAAAAUAUGCUGAUUCAUCAAUGGAUGGUUUAG
Molecule: messenger RNA, 2715 nt
Organism: Rotaria socialis
Lineage: Eukaryota; Metazoa; Rotifera; Eurotatoria; Philodinida; Philodinidae
Source: the annotation of a GenBank genome assembly